AUGACGUCGUCAAAGAAACAUCACAAGGAGAAAGUUAUUCGCCGCAAAGAGGAGAAAGCAGAACAGCCGGAGUUGCCAAAAUACAGAGACAGAGCAAAGGAGCGAAGAGAAGAUCAAAAUCCUGAUUAUGAGCAGACUGAAUUGGGUUCUUUUCAUGCCGUUGCGCCUCCUGGAAAUGUUGAUCUCCGGGCAGCUGAAGCACAGAAGUUAUCCAUUGAGAAGAGCAAGUAUCUUGGAGGUGAUGUGGAACACACGCAUUUGGUCAAAGGAUUGGAUUACGCUUUACUUAACAAAAUAAGAAGCGAGAUUGACAAAAAGCCAGAUGCUGAAGAUGAGGCUGAUGCAAAAUCUAGGGCAUCUAAGGAAGACCAAAAAUUGUCAUUUCGAACUGCAACUGCAAAGUCGGUGUAUCAAUGCAUAGUCAAGCCACAAGCUGUUAUAAAAACCAAUGAGAUGUUCCUUCCUGGUAGGAUGUCAUUUAUUUUCAACAUGGAGGGUGGAUACACUCAUGAUAUCCCAACCACCUUGCAUAGGAGCAAAGCCGACUGUCCGCAACCAGAGGAAAUGGUAACUGUCAGUGUUGAUGGUUCUGUGCUUGAUCGAAUUGCUAAAAUUAUGUCAUAUCUUCGUCUUGGAUCUUCUGGAAAGGUUCUCAAGAAGAAAAAGAAGGAGAAAGAUGCAAAAGUUAUAGGAAAGAUUUCAAUUAUUGGUAAUGAAUAUGUUGAAGAGGAUAAGCCCUCGAAGCCUGAUGCUGGGACUUCGAAGAAUGAAACUAAAAGAGAGAUUUUGCCUCCGCCUCCACCUCCACCUCCUGGUCCUCCCCCUAGGAAAAAUCAUUUAGAUUCAAAAGCACAACAAGGCCCAACUAUGGCUAGAGCAGAUGAGGAUGACAUUUUUGUUGGGGAUGGUGUUGACUAUGCUAUUCCUGGUAAGGAUUUGAGUCAAAGCCCUCUCUCUGAGGACAUGGAAGAGUCUCCCCGGAACAAGGAAAAAGUUUCUUAUUUUGAUGAACCUGUUUAUGGUCCCGUCCAACCCUAUGGGGCGCCUCAGGAAUGGCAAGAAACAAAUGGAUACGAUGCAACACAAACACAAAUGGCUGGGGCCUACCAGGGUGAGUGGCCAGCGGAGUACCAAUAUGCUGAGCAAAUGGCUUAUCCUGAACAGUACCUCCAGCCAAAUAUGGAGGGUUAUGAUGUGGAAGCAGGCCUAAACAUACAGGAUCCACGCUUUAUGACUCAAGAAGAGAAGGAUCGGGGUUUAGGAUCUGUGUUCAAGCGUGAUGACCAAAGACUUCAACAAUUGAGGGAGAAAGAUGCCCGAGAAAAGGAUCCCAACUUCAUCUCAGAGAGUUAUUCUGAAUGUUACCCUGGCUAUCAAGAGUAUAAUCGGGAGAUCGUUGACAGCGACGAUGAAGAUGACUUGUCAAAAAUGGAUAUGGGUGGACGAGCUAAGGGUCGUCUUCACCGAUGGGACUUUGAGACGGAAGAAGAAUGGGCAACAUACAAUGAGCAGAAGGAAGCUAUGCCAAAGGCAGCAUUCCAGUUUGGCGUGAAGAUGCAAGAUGGUCGAAAGACACGAAAGCAAAACAAGGACCAGAAGAUCACUAAUGAUCUGCACAAGAUCAACAAGAUACUUGCCAGAAAGAAGAUGGAUAAGGACAUCGAUGGAGAGGGGGGUGGCGGCGGCCAUUACGACGAUGAUGUACAGCCUGGCAAGAAGCUUCGUGUUUGA
Molecule: messenger RNA, 1731 nt
Organism: Prunus armeniaca (apricot)
Lineage: Eukaryota; Viridiplantae; Streptophyta; Magnoliopsida; Rosales; Rosaceae
Source: the annotation of a GenBank genome assembly